This is a messenger RNA of Lathyrus sativus (Indian pea), 1014 nucleotides long. The record is from the annotation of a GenBank genome assembly. Lineage: Eukaryota; Viridiplantae; Streptophyta; Magnoliopsida; Fabales; Fabaceae.
AUGGCGGAUCAAAACAAUACCAACAGCAGCAGUGAAGAAUCUCAAAACAACAACAACAACCUCCCAAAAGUAUUCCUUCACGUUCCACCCGAAUUCUCCUUCGUUCUCCAACCCAAUCCUUCACACAACUUCCACAUCUUAAACCCUGGUUGCGGUCAGUCUUUCCACCAAUUCAUCGCCGCCAAUCCUCACCACGCCUCCUCCAUCGCCGCAAUUGUCUGUAGCAAUUUCUACUCUGUCACCGCCGACCUCCUCCAACUUCUCCCCUCCCUACGUCUCAUCUGCACCCCUAGCGCUGGAACUAAUCACAUUGAUCUCUCUGAGUGUCGCCGUCGGGAAAUCCAGGUCGCCGGUAUCGGAGAUCUUUUCACCGAAGAUGUUGCUGAUAUGGCUGUGGGUUUGUUGAUUGACGUGAGUAGGAAAAUUUCCGCUGCCGAUCGGUUCUUGAGAACGCAGUUUCAACCUUCCUCUUGGGAUUUUCCACUUGGUUCUAAGUUAACAGGAAAAAAGAUUGGAAUUGUUGGUAUGGGAAAAAUUGGCUCAGAAGUAGCAAAGAGGCUUGAAGGAUUCAGUUGCAUGAUAUCAUACAACUCUAGGAAUAGAAAACCAUCAAUUUCAUACCCUUUCUAUUCAAGUGUCUUAGAGCUUGCAACUAACACCAAUGUACUUAUUCUCUGUUGUGCACUAAAUGACCAAACAAGACACAUUGUGAACAAACAAGUCAUGUUGGCAUUGGGAAAAGAGGGAAUCAUAGUGAAUGUUGGAAGAGGUCCUCUCAUUGAUGAAAAAGAAUUGUUAAGGUGUUUGAUUGAAGGUGAGAUUGGAGGCGCUGGUUUGGAUGUGUUUGAGAAUGAACCUCAUGUUCCUAAAGAGUUCUUUUCUCUGGAUAAUGUUGUUUUGUCACCACAUGCAGCUGUCGUAACUUCAGAGUCUUUCAGUGGUAUCAGCAAAGUUGUGGAGGAAAAUUUGAAAGCCUUCUUUUCAAAUAAGCCUCUGAUUAAUCCAGUUUUAUAG